CAGGCGUUACCCUUGAAUGGCUCAACCAGUCACAUGGCAGGAAGGGUACCUGCUACCCUCAGAAACGGGACCUUCCAACCAUCUCAUGUAAAGAACCCUUUUUACCCGCUGACUCAGGAGUCCUAUGGUGCCUACGCAGUCAUGUGUUUGUCAGUAAUAAUCUUUGGCAUUGGGAUAAUGGGGAACAUGGCAGUGAUGUGCAUUGUCUGCCAUAACUACUAUAUGAGGAGCAUCUCCAACUCUUUGCUAGCCAACUUAGCCUUUUGGGAUUUCCUUAUCAUUUUUUUCUGCCUGCCUCUGGUGAUCUUCCAAGAACUCACCAAAAAGUGGCUGUUGGAUGAUUUCUCCUGCAAAAUUGUACCUUACAUUGAGGUAGCGUCUCUUGGAGUAACAACCUUCACAUUAUGUGCCCUCUGCAUAGACCGAUUUCGGGCUGCCACCAACGUGCAAAUGUAUUAUGAAAUGAUUGAAAACUGCACAUCCACAACAGCCAAACUGGCUGUGAUAUGGAUUGGAGCUUUACUGCUGGCUCUUCCUGAAGUGGUUCUGCGCCAAUUGACUAAAGAAAACUCUGAAAUUAGUGGGAAUCCACCUGUGGAACGAUGUGUGGUCAAGGUCUCUCCCCACUUACCUGACACAAUAUAUGUGUUAGCACUUACAUAUGAUAGUGCAAGGCUCUGGUGGUACUUUGGAUGUUACUUUUGCUUACCGACACUUUUUACCAUCACUUGCUCAUUGGUGACUGCCAGGAAAAUCCGAAAGGUGGAAAAAGCUUGCACCCGUGGAAACAAGCGGCAGAUUCAGCUGGAAAGCCAAAUGAAUUGUACAGUUGUGGCGCUGACCAUUUUGUAUGGUAUUUGCACCAUUCCAGAAAACAUUUGCAAUAUUGUCACUGCCUACAUGUCCACGGGGGUAUCUCAGCAGACUAUGGACCUUCUCCAUCUGAUUAGUCAGUUUCUCUUGUUCUUUAAAUCUUGUGUGACUCCAGUUCUCCUCUUCUGUCUUUGUAAACCAUUCAGCCGAGCUGUCUUGGAGUGCUGCUGUUGCUGUUGUGAUGAGUGCAUUCAGAAGUCUUCUACAGUAACAAGUGAUGAUAAUGACAAUGAAUACACCACAGAGCUUGAACUGUCCCCUUUUAGUACAAUACGUCGUGAAAUGUCCACAUUUGCCUCUGUGGGAACUCACUGUUGA
This is a messenger RNA of Protobothrops mucrosquamatus (brown spotted pit viper), 1191 nucleotides long. RefSeq names its product G protein-coupled receptor 37 (gene GPR37). The record is from RefSeq and is a predicted model, not a curated record. Gene Ontology annotation, biological process: positive regulation of MAPK cascade; adenylate cyclase-inhibiting G protein-coupled receptor signaling pathway. Gene Ontology annotation, molecular function: G protein-coupled peptide receptor activity; prosaposin receptor activity. The transcript is spliced from 2 exons. Lineage: Eukaryota; Metazoa; Chordata; Lepidosauria; Squamata; Viperidae. Gene Ontology annotation, cellular component: plasma membrane; signaling receptor complex. Bases 34 to 1191 code for a protein of 385 amino acids.